AUGGACUCCGCAGUAAGCUCUGAUUAUUGCAGGAAAAGGGAGUUAAAAGCUUUUGAUGACACAAAAGCUGGUGUUAAAGGACUUGUUGAUGCUGGAAUUGCCCAAGUCCCUCGCAUUUUCCAUUGUCAGUCUGAUGACUUGAACAAAAUUUCACAUUCUCAUGCUGAUUUUCCUGUAAUAGACCUUGGAGGCAUUGAUCAAGGUUCAGCUUUUCGCAAGGAGAUUGUUGACAAAGUACGAAAUGCGUCUGAGACUUGGGGAUUCUUUGAAGUGGUGAAUCAUGGGAUUCCUGUGGAUGGAGCACGUAGUGAUACGGGAAUUGAAGGAGAUGAUCAAACAACUGAUCCUACAGCAGGGAAUCCACCAACCCGCCGUUGCCGCACACCCCCAAUCAGUCGCCAAUCCUGUGGCCGUCAAUCCUGUGGCCACCAUUCCUAUGGCCGCUAA
Molecule: messenger RNA, 447 nt
Organism: Manihot esculenta (cassava)
Lineage: Eukaryota; Viridiplantae; Streptophyta; Magnoliopsida; Malpighiales; Euphorbiaceae
Product: 1-aminocyclopropane-1-carboxylate oxidase homolog
Exons: 2
Coding region: 1-447 (148 amino acids)
Source: RefSeq, a predicted model, not a curated record